CGCCGGUUCCGGUCUCAGUCUCCUAUCCCUAUUCCUCGACCAGUCGACCUCGUUGAGCCGAGACCUCACCAACGGCGCACUUUAGUGGCCGCAUCCGAAACCGAAACACGAACAAAUCGCCUGUCGCUUUCACGAAUAGGCAGUAUAGAGACAAGAACGCGUCCCGAUUAUCAUACUUGAUUCGUGUGAUAAAACGGUGUCGCAUCGCCAUAGGAUGCUUCUCAACCGUACAACCAUCGUGUCGUCGAGGUAUCAUCACUAUCUUUGUCGUCGGUGUCCGUUCAACACGGAGCGGUUCGUUCCCCGCCAAGUUUCCCUGCGGUUCUCGUCGCUGGGAGACAACGUGGAAUGUAGAAACAGCGGCGCGAAUUGUUCGCGAGGACGAGAUUCAAGCCCUAGUGGCAAUUCCGCAAUUCCUCUUUAUGUCCAUGAAGCGAACUUGACAAGUCAGGAGGAUAGGUCAUUUGUGCCUCAUCAUUUUGGGAAGAAGCGCAAACAUGGUGAUGGCGAAAGACUCCAGCAUGAACGAAACAAGUUUUCAGAUAGUUUGAAGGGUUUGCCUAAAGUCAAACCAUUUGAUAUAUGCCUAUCUGGAAGUAGAAGUGGUGCCAAAUACACAGGUUCUUUGAAUGGGAAGAACAGAGAGAACUGGAAUGAAAUGGGGCACAUUAAAGUGGAAGGGACAAAACAGAGGAUACUGAGGCCUGGGAUGGUUCUACUCAAACAAUACAUCACCCUCAGCGAACAGGUCAAAAUGGUAAAGAAUUGUCGAGAUCUUGGUCUUGGCCCAGGCGGAUUUUAUCAGCCGGGUUUCCAAGGUGGAGGAAAACUUCAUCUGCAGAUGAUGUGUCUUGGUAUGGACUGGGAUCCUCAGACGAAAAAAUAUGAAGAUCGGCGGCAUUUUGAUGGCAGUGAGCCACCUCGGAUUCCUCAUGAAUUUAGUCUUUUGGUUAAAAGAGCAAUUCAAGAUGCACAUGCCCUUGUAAAGAAAGAAUGCAGUGUAAGCAAUGUAGAAGACAUACUACCCUCAAUGUCUCCAAACAUAUGCAUUGUCAACUUCUAUACUACCAGCGGGAAACUUGGUCUCCACCAGGAUCGUGAUGAAAGCAGCAAGAGCCUCUCUAAGGGAUUGCCCGUUGUCUCCUUAUCUGUUGGCGAUUCAGCGGAAUUCCUGUAUGGAGAUCAGAGGAAUGUGGAAGAGGCAGAGAGAGUUGUUCUGGAAUCAGGAGAUGUUUUGAUUUUUGGUGGUAAAUCUAGACAUAUAUUUCAUGGUGUUCCAUCCAUUAUACGAAAGUCAGCACCUAAGGCCUUGCUGGAAGAAACUGGUCUUUGUCCUGGCCGUCUGAACCUUACCUUCAGACAGUUUUGAGGAACCUUUCAAUCAUACCACAGGUUUGCAUUGGUGGAAACGAUAUGGAUGAUCAGCUUUAUCAUUGAUCGAUCUCUAUCUUAAUUUCCUAUGGUUCUUCAGUAUCCUCCCUUCUCUACCCUUCAUAUUUCAAAACAAAAUCAGAGGAAUGGGGAAUCCUACACGGCAAACACAUAAAGGUGUCAUCUGACUAAUUUCGGAUGUUGAAAGUUACUUUAUUACUUAUUUUUGUGGGGUUUGGUUUGGUUUGAGUUUACUUUCAAUUGGAACUAGAUCCGGUCGAAUUGAGACACAUAUCCCAUAACAGGACACAAAGUACACGUGUGGCAAUACCGUCAACGGGUCCAAUUCCAAAGCCGAAUUGCGUUACACUUCCGUUUCCACUUGGUCAUUAUAUUCGUGAUUAUCUAUUGG
Messenger RNA from Corylus avellana, 1783 nucleotides. Its product is annotated as DNA N(6)-methyladenine demethylase ALKBH1D. NCBI's taxonomy places the organism in Eukaryota, Viridiplantae, Streptophyta, Magnoliopsida, Fagales, Betulaceae. Gene Ontology annotation, molecular function: oxidative RNA demethylase activity; broad specificity oxidative DNA demethylase activity; ferrous iron binding. Gene Ontology annotation, biological process: oxidative RNA demethylation. The record is from RefSeq and is a predicted model, not a curated record. Gene Ontology annotation, cellular component: cytoplasm.